GAUGUUUGUGCCACACUGAAAAGUGCAAGUCCAGUUCCACGACAGUGCAUGACCCGCAGAUUCUGUCCAUCUGUACGGCGUGAAGUCUCCGUGGUCAUCUGGGGCUGCAUCAUUAGGAAAGCAUGUGGUGGAGUAAUCCUAGCCAGUGUGUUCACAUCUGGAGGCUUGGGUUAAUAUCUGGGUCAGGUCACUUGGGGUGAGCCCUGGUGCUCUCUGCGUGGCUUCUGGUGCUUUGUUUUACCACCCUAUUCAUAGUAUUUCUUUACGAAUUGUAAGGAACUAACCUACCUGUAUGAUAAUUGCAGCUUUCUGCCAACUAGUAAUUGUGCCCGACUCCUUGCCACUCCAACCAGUGCACCUGUACCACUCCCUGAGUCUCUUCCACCAGUCCUUCCACCCUUUUUGACAUUUUAGGGCCACUGUGCUUCAAUGCUCAAGUGAGCAAAACAAAGUAGUCGUGUUCAUUUUUGGCAUUGUGUCAUUCUGUCCAUUUCCAAAAUUGUGUCAAGUCUAAGAAGAAAGAAAAUGCUGUGUUCUUAAUUUCAAAGACCACAGAGCUACCCUCGGCCACGGCCAACAGACUCUAAAAUGGGUCGGGCUUUUGACAUUAGCUGUACUACAAUAUGGAAGUCAACCAAACAAAUCAGCCACGUUUGUGGCGUUGUGCGUUAAUAUAUUCAUUUCCAAACAUGUAAGAGGGGAAAAAAUAUUGUGCUAGCUCGUAUCGACCAUGACCAACAGGGACUCUGAAAUCGGUUGCACAUUUGACCAUUUGCGGCCAUCAUACUUGGAUGCUAAAUAGAGCAAAUCAAAUCGUUUGUUUGAUGACUUAGGUGUCAUUCUGUCCAUUUCCAAAAGUCUGAGGCCAUGUCUACACAGAAAUGGACCCAAUAAAUUUCUUUUUAAUUUUAAAGUUUCCCGUAAACAUUAAAUCGUUUCAAGAAAUGUGUGUGUGCAUGCAGAAACUCAAAUGCUGUAGUUAUGUGCCAAGCCUGAAGUGGCACUGUAACGCUGCCACAGGAGUCGCCUAAAAGAGAGAAGAAGCAGCCCGUGUGAUGUAAACUUAUACUAGCUGCAAUGGGGGGGAAUGCGAGGCAAGCAAGGAAAGCGAUAUUUGUGUGGACUGACAAGCUCAUAGUGGAGAAGACCACUGACUUUCCCUCUACUGAGUUCUCUCUGGUGGAGGAUGUCGCCCUUCACUUCACCUGCUUGAUGGACCGGCUGAACGAGCAGCGCCUCUUCCAGCCCGACCUGUGCGACGUGGACAUUGUGCUGGUGCGCCACCACAGUACCUUCCCGGCCCACAAAGGCGUGCUGGCCGCCUAUAGCCCCUUCUUCCACUCGCUGUUCGCCCGCAGCAAGCAGCUGCGCCGCGUGGACCUGUCGCUGGACGCGCUGACGUCGCAGGGCCUGCAGCAGGUUCUCAACUUCAUCUACACGUCCAAGCUUUUAGUGAGCAGCCGCACGGUCGCAGACGUGCUCAACGCCGCCACGCUGCUGCAGAUGAGCGACAUCGCCGCCUCCUGCCGCCAACUCAUCGGCAGCCGGUCUCUGCGGAGCGCCGACAUGGACGACCUGGACGGAUGUGGGACUGCAUCCGGGCAGCUUUACCGGGACAUCAAACAGGAGUGUGGUGGCGACGAGGAGUCCAAGACAUCGGAUCCUCACGCAACAUUCAACAAAGAUCAAAUCAUCGUGGAAGUCAACCUCAACAACCAGACGCUCAAUGUGUCCAAGGGUUCCGAGGGCGGCAAAGAGGCGGGAGUGUUCUGCGGUUGCGACGGGAGGGAAACCGAGGACGACGAAGCGGAGAACGACCUGAAGAAAGAAACAGACAUGUUGGGGCAGAGCACUGAAGAAGAGGAGGAUGAGGAGGAGAAUGUCUUCGAUGUUCCGGCGGUCGAGCCAGAUUCGGGGCGUCCUCGCAGGGCGCUUGCCGUGGCGGUGACGCUCGCCCACCGGCGUCCGGGAGACGCAGAGGCAGCGGGCCCCAAGGCGAGGCUGGAGGAGAAGCAGCAGUUCUUAUGCAAGAAGUGCCCACGCGUCUUCAACAACCGCUGGUACCUGGAGAAGCACACCAGCGCCACGCACAGCCGCGCGCACGUCUGCGCCAGCUGCGGCAAGAGGUUCCUGCUGGAGAGCGAGAUGCUGCUGCACCAGCAGACAGACUGCGAGAAGAGCAUCCGGUGCGUGGCAUGUGGCAAGGCCUUCAAGAAGCUGUGGUCUUUGCACGAGCACAACAAGGUGGUCCACGGCUACGCCGAGAAGAGGUUCUCUUGCGAGAUCUGCGACAAGAAGUUCUACACCAUGGCGCAUGUCCGCAAGCACAUGGUCGCCCACACGAAGGACAUGCCGUUCACCUGCGAGACGUGCGGGAAGUCAUUCAAACGCAGCAUGUCCCUGAAGGUGCACUCUUUGCAGCAUUCUGGAGAGAAGCCCUUCAAGUGUGAGAACUGCAGUGAACGUUUCCAGUACAAAUACCAGCUGCGUUCGCACAUGAGCAUCCACAUUGGACACAAGCAGUUUAUGUGCCAGUGGUGCGGCAAGGACUUCAACAUGAAGCAGUACUUUGACGAACACAUGAAAACCCACACUGGAGAGAAGCCGUACAUCUGCGAGAUCUGCGGAAAGAGCUUCACAAGCCGGCCCAACAUGAAGCGCCACCGCCGCACCCACACAGGAGAGAAGCCGUACCCAUGCGAGGUGUGCGGGCAGCGUUUCCGCUUCUCCAACAUGCUCAAGGCGCACCGGGAGAAGUGCUUCCGUGUCAGCCAGCCGCCGGAUGACCCUCUCGGCUCGUCUGGUCCGGUGAAACCAGAGCGGCAGCCAGAGCAGAUGCCGUCCUCGGAGCCUCCCCUGCUUCACCCCAUGGGGGGGCUACCUCCCUCAACACGCAUACACCCUCUUCCACCGCCUGCCCUCUUUUCUGGCGGUAGGAUGAAUUCCAACACCUGAAGCAUCGAAAGCGGCGGCAGGCGGUUCCAGUGCGACUCAGCAAUAAUAACCAAAAGGUGAUGUGUUUUUGAGAAUAUACACUACUAACAAAAGGUUAAGGAUAUUGGGCUGCUGGGUGAAAUUCAGGAUGAAUCUUAAAUGUGCUACAGCGUUCCCCCCGUCUAUUUGCAGUUUUUGUGGUCUUUCUGAAACUCCCCAACAUGCCACAAGAUAGCACCAAAGGCCUGGCAAAUAGAAAAGUAGUGCUUUGGCUCAGUCUUGUGGCAUCUGUAGGCAACUUUAAGCCUUUUCAGGGGUCAGCUACCAGCGGAGAACAAGCAAGUUGUGCAAAAAGUACUCAAACAUUGAGCUGUUGGACAUGUGCAUUCAAAAGUUUAGAGAAGGUCAAGUUAAGUUCACCUCCUCAGUUUAUAGUGGAUUAUAGGUUCAUCUUAAAAUUUCACCCAAAGCCCAAUAUCCCUAACUGUUUGGGAGUCGUGUGUGUGUGUGUAUGUAUACACAAUAAUCAAAUCUCAUUAGCUCACAGCUAUCUCACGUUAUAGUGUUUAUAAUCCGCCUUGCACCUUACAUUUAACGACGUAACCGAAAUGUAACCCUCACUGUUUCCAUUAUUAGAACUGUGUGUGUGUGUGUGUGUGUGUGUGUGCAUGCGUGCGCGCAAUUUGUGGCGUGAUUUGUCGCAGUAAAGAUGGUACUUGGAAUGACUAAAAUUUUGUCAAUUGUUGAAAACAGGGGUGGGCAAAGCUUUUAAUUAAUUCAUUUUGAUUGACAUAUUUAGAAUUUAAGUAGAAAUUAUAAAAAAAGGAGAAUACAUUAUUUCAUUAUUAAACUAAACUAUUUUACUUUUUUUUGUCAUUUACAAAUGAUUUGGCCCAUCUGUCUGUUAUAAUCAAAUCUCUAGCACAAAAGUUUGCCCACCCUUGGUCUAUAUGAAAAAAAAAAAUCAUAUUUGUGCGAGAAUCCUUCUGAAUGUUCUGAAUUCCUGUUUCCAUGCCAGUGUUGGACUGAGCAGAUGAAUGUUGCCCAGAGUAUUUGACUAGUAGAUGUACAGUAGCUAAAUUUUACUUCUUUAGACAGCAUACUAGUUGAGUGAAUCAAGUUCCACUUCUAUCACGCUACUGUACGCUGUCAAGCUGGCUGUGUAUCAGCUGCUGGCCAACGCUAGCUACUCCUCGGCUAAUAUGGCGGCAUCUUGUGGCGUUACAGAAAGAGCAUAAAAAAUAUACAGAUUGAUGCGGAUAGCUGAGUUUUUCAGCGGUUAGUUAGUUAGUUUAUCAAAAAGGUUUGAGAGUUCGCGAAUGAAGAUUUGCAAAUAGAUGGGGGUUCACUGUAAUUGAUUAUUAUGUCCGUCCCUAGUUGACAUCUAACAUCUAAAAAGACCAAGUCCUACUGAUCCUGAGCUCGCCAUUAAAAGGCCAAAUUUUUGCAGUAUUUGCACUUUUGACAAUUAUUUGUCACAAAAUCAACUGGGCCCAACGGCAUGAAAAUGAAAUCCCGCCGGGUAAAUGCAAAUUCGGACAUUUUAAACUGGGAAACAGUUCGUUCUCAUAAGAUAAUAAACCCUUAAUAAAUUCUUUUGAGUUAUAUAAAUGUUUAGAAAUGUCGUUUGAGUUACCGUCCAUUGCAAGUGAACUCAAAGGAGGUUAGGAACUGAAAAAGAAGUAGACACUGCCACAUUAAUAUCACUUUUUUUUAACUAGUUUCGCUUCAUUUUGAAGUUUGCAUUCCAACAGUAUUGAAACAAAGCAUUGCACUGGGAAGCUAGCUAGCUUGUUUUUUGGUUUUUAUACUCAACACUCGCUAGUUAGCUAAUUUGGCCAAACUAAAUCAAAGUACAGUACCAUAAAUGACAUGUCAUAACUUAGAUAUAAGAAGGAAAUUUGCCAAGUUAACUGGCUCCGAAAACACAAAUUAUUUUCUCUACUAACUUUAGCCAAAGUAUGCUAUAAAAAAAAAAAAAAAAGACUGCACUAUCUACGCACUUAGCUUAGUUGUUGUGUAGCAUUUAACUGUAAAUAUUGUUACCCUUAGUAAGCAAGCGAAAAAGUUGAGAACAAUCUUUUGUAAAUCUAAUAUGCUUUUUUGGGUUUCAUUUCAAAGACAAAGCACCUUGGUGAAUCUUAAGCUUCCCCUUUUUAUGAUUUCAUAGCUCCGGUACAUUUUGUUGUAUUUUUAUGUUUUUUUUAAUCCCUUUUCUUUGCUGCUUUUGUACUACAGGGUCCACUUAAAACCCUUAAAAUGCACUCAUUCCUGCACUAAAAUGAGAGAAAAUAUUUGAUUCUACAUGGUAAGUUUGUGACAAAACGUUGAUAACCUGAUAUACUGUAUCUUGUACGUUAUCUCUUAUUAUAAAAUAUUGAUACAACUGACUUUAUUUUGAAUAUAGAAUUACGAGACAGAAAAUGUAUAUAGUUUUUGCCUUUUUCAGUUCUGCUGCUAUCGCGAUCAAUAUAUUUUUUUCCACACAAGACAAGUUUUGCAAGCUAGUCAUUGUGAGUUUAACACCCCUACUAUGUAGAGAAACCCCCUUCGAUAUUACAAGAAAAGGCUCAAAUCGUAAUACUGUCGUCAUUUAUUUUACAUUAUUGUUUCAAAAAGCACUAGCCCAAAAGUACAGCUUGCGCAAUUACCAAAAAUCAGAACGGUAUGGGGCAAAAAGGCGUCAUUUAUACAGUACGUCAAAAAAAAAAAAAAAAAACUCCAGUGUAAUGUUAUCAGAAGGUAUAGAAUAAUAGUUGAAAUUGUAUAAGGAAAAAUGUAAAGCUACUUCUGUAACAUUUUGACUUGAUUCUUGUAAAUUGUAGUGCUGUUUAUUUUCGUAAACUAACAACUUUAUUCUCGUAACAUGAAGGGCGCUAUAUUAUUUUAUUGUGCUGUGUUUAUUUUCGUAACAUUACUACUUUAUUCUCAUAACUAUCCCAAAAGUUUGAAUUGCGUACCAGUAUUGGCCGAAUGUGUUACAAGUAUCAAGGGCUACAAUGACAAAAAAAACAACACCAAAAUAAAAUGUGACGUUACAAGAAAUAGUUGCAUAUUUACUUUACUCUCGGAACUGAAUCCUGCAGUAUUUUUGAAAGAAAAUACCAACAUAUAGUGUAGUGUUAUGUAUUUCCAUGAGGAGAAAAAAAAUGAGCGAAAAGUUGGUAUUCUACAAGAAAAAAAUAUAUUUUAAAAGAAUUCAGUUUAUUUUGAUUCUGAUUUUAUUUUCAUCGCAUUGUCAUUUUUCGUAUUUGUUUUCUUUGCAGCGUGGUGCACGAAUACACUUGUGUACAAAAAAAAUCCUGAAAUCCAGUGGUUGUAGUUUGACGAGUUGUUUUCCUUCCAGUGCGAUGGUUUUUGAACGUCGUCGUACGGCAGGUGAGAAGGACGAAUAGUUCAAGCUACUGAUUUUUUCUCGGUAUGCCACAGCUGAUUUUUGACGCACGAGCCUACAUAUCGUCACGAUCCUUAAAAAGCAUGUAGCUCCCAAAUGUUUUAUUCCGAAACACAAAAAUGUUUUGUUAAAAAUAAAAAAAUAAAAAAACACAAAAUCUGCAGUUAUUGAAAA
Phyllopteryx taeniolatus (common seadragon) is the source of this 6502-nucleotide messenger RNA. RefSeq names its product zinc finger and BTB domain containing 47b (gene zbtb47b). Gene Ontology annotation, biological process: regulation of transcription by RNA polymerase II. The record is from RefSeq and is a predicted model, not a curated record. NCBI's taxonomy places the organism in Eukaryota, Metazoa, Chordata, Actinopteri, Syngnathiformes, Syngnathidae. Gene Ontology annotation, molecular function: DNA-binding transcription factor activity, RNA polymerase II-specific; protein binding; RNA polymerase II cis-regulatory region sequence-specific DNA binding. Bases 1078 to 2955 code for a protein of 625 amino acids. Gene Ontology annotation, cellular component: nucleus. The transcript has 7 exons.